This is a messenger RNA of Mercenaria mercenaria, 10662 nucleotides long. RefSeq names its product DDB1- and CUL4-associated factor 1-like. NCBI's taxonomy places the organism in Eukaryota, Metazoa, Mollusca, Bivalvia, Venerida, Veneridae. Bases 85 to 5106 code for a protein of 1673 amino acids. Gene Ontology annotation, molecular function: protein binding. The record is from RefSeq and is a predicted model, not a curated record. Gene Ontology annotation, cellular component: Cul4-RING E3 ubiquitin ligase complex; nucleus. Gene Ontology annotation, biological process: protein ubiquitination. The transcript has 38 exons.
AAAACAAUCAAAAUGGCGGCAGCGUUAACUUUCGGCACAUGCAUUUUUAUUCAUCUAGCUUAAAAAGAUUGAAUAAGAAAAGUCAUGGCAGCUUUAGAUUCUUUAGCAGAAUUAAACAACAUACUUGAAGAAUGGAACAACGAGAAUGCAGCUGCUGGCUUUGCUACUUCCAAUCCAGUUCCAAAAAUAACAAGGCUUGCAGAAAUAGUAGAAAUGGAGACAGAAGCAUAUUACAAGAUGGACCCUGAUCCAUUUGAUGAUAGACAUCCAGGUAGAGCAAACCCAACAUGCACUCUUGGACAUUUGUUUAAAGCCCUGUUUAAGAAUGAGGAGUUUAUGAACAGGUUAGUCAGUGAGUACCUACUAGAUCCUCAUGGUAACUCUGACUUAUGUAAACAGACAUCCAGGCUGCUGUAUGGGGUCUUAACUGGUAUAGAGAAACGUGAUUUCUAUAUAGAUACGGAGGGGCUUGUGGAGCAGUUGUUUAAAUGGGCGGAGAAAGCGGAUGAACCAUUGAGAACAUAUGCCACAGGUCUUCUUGCUGGUGCCAUGGAGUUACAGGAUGUAGCAGCAAACUUCAAGGAGAAAAACUCGGCGCUGGUGUCAGUGAUGUUACAGCGUUUACAUGCACUUCAGAAGGAAAUGCAUGAAGAGUUUUUGAAAGAUGAAGCAACAAAAGCUGAGGAGAAUCCGAGACAUUUCCCUAUGUUUGGAACCCAUAGCAAGACGGCUAGUCCAGGUGGCACUUUCACAUCACCCAAGAACAAGAACUCUAGGUCUCCAGUUAAGGGAGGUCAGUCUGUUUCAGCAACUAAAGUGUCCCCAACUAAAGGGGAAAAAUCACCAACUAAGAUUAACCAAAAUAAAGCAUCAGAAAAACCAGCUGUAGUAAAGGAAGAUGAUAAAGAUAAGAGAACUUGUGUUCUUUCAAACAAUUCUAAAACAGAGGCUCAAGAUAAUGAUGUAGAGUUAGAGAUUAAAUGUUCAGGAGCAGUGGUGUCGGGUGAAAAUAAAGCUAUUGUCAGUUAUAGUCAGACACCUGGAUGUAGUGAUAAAUACGGAGAAAAUAUUCCUUCUAAGGGUAAUGAAAUCCAGAAUGAUACGGAAUAUACUGAUGUGGAGAAAAGUGAUAUUGGUGGAAUUGAGAAUAGAUAUGUGAGUGAUAUAGUGGGUGAGGAAAUAGAACAUGAUUUGGAUUCUGAGGACGAGGAAAGACAAGAUGAUAUAACUGUGGAAGAUAGACGAGCUAGAUUGAAACGUACACUGUCCCCAAGUUUUUAUAGUGAAGACGUGUACAGAUUAAAGAAGCAACGUAUUAGAAAUGACAGCUUUAUAUUGAGUGAUGUAAGCAAUAGCAGCUGGGCAGAGAUUCAACCGUAUGUUAUAGGAUCGUACAGUCUAGAUCCACUGAGCCUCGGUAUGAAACAGAGGCUCAUUCUGCAAUACCUCACACCUAUGGGAGAAUAUCAGGAGCUGAUCAGUGCAGCAUUUGAGCACCGAGCAAUGGAUUUGGUGUUCUAUUACAUAAACCUAAAGUACAACAGGGAUGUGAGAUUGGCUUUUGAAGCAUUGAAGUAUCUGGCUGUAUUACUAUGUCACAAGAAGUUUGCUAUAGAGUUUCUGAAUCGUGGAGGUGUACAGAAGUUGUUAGAUGUAUAUAGACCUUCUAUAGCUGCUACUGGUGUCUCAUUGUGUCUCUAUUAUCUCUCAUACUUUGAAGAUGCUAUGGAAAGGGUAUGUUUGUUGUCGGAUCAUAUACUCACCACUCUUGUCAGUUAUGUGUUAUGGUUGAUGGAAUGUUCCCAUGACUCUAGUAGAUGUCAUGCUGCAAUGUUCUUCACUCAGGCAUUCCCAUUCCUAGUUAUACUCAACAAAUUUGAUACACAUGAUGGUUUACGCAGACUUUACAAUGUUAUCAGCACGUUGGAGAUAAUGAACAUAGAGAGUCGCUCUAGUCCCAGCGAGGAUCAGGUAUUCACCAUGAGACAGUCGGCUAGGCAUGUCUGUGUAGCACUGAAGAGGUACUUUGAGUCACAUCUUAUCUUGAAGGUGAACGAGCUGAAACGAUCACAUGCCAGGAAUGAGGGUGGAUCUCCACAUCAUGAAACACCAGCUUACAAGGCUUUAAAGAUAACACCAGAGUUGGUACAAGAGAACAUUGAGAUAAUGAUAGAAAUGAUGCCAGUAAGGCAACAGUGGCAACCAGAGGCCACAUUCUAUAAACUAGGGGGAAUAACUCUGCUCACACAGCUAAUAGGAAUGUCACCAGAGUGGAGUAGUUACACUGGAAAGCCGGAGACACUGAAAGCUGCUUUGGAUGUUAUAGGACUGUGCUGUGUGACUCCAAAAUCUCAGCUUCAGUUGCUAGCUUCUAUUCCAAUGCCAGAUAAUGUUGCAACUCCAGGUAUUAGUAUAUUGAUUGGUUUGGCUGAAGGUGAGAUAGUCUCAGAUCCUGAUGUACAGAGAUCAGCCCUCAGUGUAAUCAUCAACUGUGUAUGCGGACCUCUGGAACGGCUUGGAGGAGGUGUUGGAAGGUAUAUGGGCUCAGGUUCAAGGAAGAAAAUAAACUGGAAAUUAGGGGAAGAUGUUUUAGCCAAAAUGUGGAAUGGAGUUCGUGAAAAUAAUGGUAUAAUGGUGCUGUUGAAAUUACUUUCCGUUAAGACUCCAAUAACUGAUGCAGAUUCGAUAAGAGCUCUGGCAUGCAAAGCUUUGGUUGGUAUGGCAAGGUCAGAGACAGUAAGACAGAUUAUUAGUAAACUACCUCUCUUCUCAAAUGGCCAGUUACAGUCUCUGAUGAAAGAACCAAUAUUACAAGACAAGAGACAAGAACAUGUAAAAUUCUGUAGGUAUGCCACGGAACUGAUAGAGAAAGUCUCGGGAAAACAGACCCAUAAAUACAGUGAUGCUACACUAGAUGAUAUUAGAAAGGCAGACAUUGUAGCACAGUCAAAGAUAAUCUAUAAUGGAAAGGAAUUGUUGCAGCUCAUAUAUGAUCACUUACAGAUUAAAGGCUUUCAUGGGGCAGCUGAAGUGUUACAAAGAGAGGCGAACCUACCUCGAUGUGCCACCCCACCACCAGCUCACCCCUUAAAUCCCCAGCUAUUCCAUUCUCCACACGCUGGUAGUGCACAUCUGUUUCCACCAACAGGUUCAAGCAUAGUUACACCCAGACCAUUGAAUCGCCAGAUAAGUCAGCCUGCUCCAGGAACAUCGUCGACAGCUUCAUCCUUGCCCAGCUUGCCAGUCUCUCAGGUCAGCCCAGUCAGCGUAACACCUCAAGCUGCAUCAGCUCCUAGAUUACAUUCACCCUACUCAGGCCAGCAACAGAGUAAUCAGCCUUGCCUGUCUCCUCAGGGAACAUUGUCAUCAAGAUUACCUAACUCUCAGUCAGCUCAGCCAGCUUCAUCACAAGGACUGAGUGAUAGUCAGAUGCCCGUGGUAUCUACUACCCCAGCAGGACCUAUACGAUUCAGCAUCAACAGGCCGACAAAUCCUCAACAGCCACAGAAUACACCAACAUCUACUAAUAGGGGAUUACAGCAUAGAUGUAAGUAUUUGAAGGAUCGGGACCUUACCCUGCUAAGUCCAGCAGUAAGGAAAGGGUUAUUACAGAAAUCUCCAAUGGAUUAUGAGAUUAGCCUUGAUAAAAUUGUCACAGAAUAUCUACGUAAACAGCAUGCCCUGUGCCGGAAUCCGGUCGUCACAUGUCCACCAAUGUCUCUAUUUCAACCACAUCAAUGUCCAGAACCAAGAGGGCGUUCCAGUGCUCCCCUCAGCUUUACUGCCAGAACUUACAAGAAAAUGUUACAUCCAAAAUACGGAGGUGUGGAUGGUGGUAAAUUGGACCGGAAGUUUAUUUAUAGCAGAUUUAAACCAAUCAGAACAUAUAAAGAUUCAGAAGAUGAUGGUUUCUCAUGUUGUACAUUCGCUUCUAGUCAGCAAUACCUGAUGUUGGGAACCUAUGGUGGCAAUCUCAAGCUUAUAAACACACAGAGCACAGAGGAAACUGGAAGUUUUCACUGUCAUUCAUCCCCGGUUACAUAUUGUGAGCACUCCAGGGAUGGCAAAUUGGUGCUGACAGCGUCAACCUAUGGUAUAAUGCAUUGCUCAGCAUUGUGGUCCUGGGGUGCUGAAACACUAGAUAAAAUGUUUGAGUUUGAAGAUCAUCACCUUGAGUUUAGCAGACAUGUCCAAGAUAGAUUAAUAGGGACAAAAGAAGAAGUUGCAAAUAUAUAUGACAUCACUACGGGGGUAAGGCUGUUACGACUGUAUGAUGCAGAUAAAGCAAAUAAUUACAAAGCUAACCGUGCAAUAUUCAACCCAACAGACGAUCUCGUGCUAAAUGACGGUGUGUUGUGGGACAUCAGGACACCAAUGGCCAUUCACAAGUUUGACAAGUUUAACCAGUAUGUCAGCGGUGUCUUUCAUCCUGUUGGAUUGGAAAUCAUCAUCAACUCAGAAGUUUGGGAUAUACGUUCAUUCCAAUUAUUACAUACGGUUCCAGCCCUAGAUCAGUGCCAGAUACGCUUUAACUACCUAGGUGAUGUUAUGUAUGCAACCCACAUAGAUGAGGAAUUAGAGAUAGAUUCAGACAGACACAGCCCAUAUGGCUCUACUUUCAGGACAUUUGAUGCCACUAAUUAUGCUGCUAUUGCCACAAUGGAUGUAAAAUCAAGAAGUAUAUCAGACUUAUGUACAGACACAGUAGAUAGCUACCUAGCUGUUGUGGAGAACCAGCAGUCAGUGGAUGUUGGGGCGGAGGAGAAUAUUUGUCGACUGUAUGAGAUUGGAAAAGUGAAGGAUGAGGAAGAUGAUCAGCAAAAUGAAGAAGAGGAGGAACAAGUCCAAGAUGAUGAUGAUGAUGAUGAUGAUGACGAUGAUGAUAAUGGUGAUGAAUUUAUGCUAAAUGAUGAUGAUGAAGAUGAUGACGAAAAUGAAGAGGAUGAAAAUGAUAACAGUGGUGAUAUCGAAGAUAUUGAUGAUACUGAUGAUGAGGAUGAUGAUGAUGUUAUUCUGUCUUUAGGAAGUGAUGUAGAUGAUGAUGAUGAUGAUGACGAUGAUGAUGUUGAUUUAGAAGGUGCUUUCUUUGAGCUUGCUGACUUGUGAACUGCCACAGAUUACCUUGACAUUUGUAAUGUGAAUGUGCAAUGAAUGUUGUAAUAGAUUUUAAUUUCUCACUUGGAAAUACCGAAGCUAGUGAUAUGGAGGUGCUGACAUUGACUUUGUGUAUAUGGUGCAGUAUGGCUCAAGGAAAAUGUUCACUCAAUAAGACUACUGGAUGUUAAUUUUUUCUGUGAAAAUUACACUGGCACAACUUGGUAUGGUGUUUUACAAUGAGACAUGGUGGAAGGUUUGACAUGAUUAAGUUGUAUGGAACUAGUAGUUCUGGAGUAGUAGAAAACUGAUGAUGAUAUUUUGGUUAAUGGAAAAGAUUUUAUUUUUGUACAUUGAAAAGGUGAAUUGUUUCUGACUGCAGUUUGUUGAUAUUUCUACUUAAUCCUAACCAAAUCCAAAAUUUAUUAUGAGAGUUACUUCCUUUGAAUUAGAGUAUAUUUAUUGUACCUUAAUUCACUGUUUAUACUGGAGGAUACUGUCACUGCAUUAGUGUAAAGCCUCUUACUCUAACAUUUAAAAAUUUGAUGACUGAACUGUGUUCACCAGCGAAAGCAUUCUGAACACUGUUUCAUUGGGAUGUAAAUUCGUGGAUUUCAAAUUUUUGAAAUUUUUAUAUUAUCAUUUCCACAGGACUAGAUCUAGUAUACCAUUUUGUUCUUACAUGUGAAACCUGCAUGUGCCAAACAGCGCUACCAUGGUUACUGAAUUUGCAAUCUAUGCUGCGGGAGAUUAGCAAAUGAUCAUGUACCAAUUAACGAACAACCCCUAAUUUUCAAAACUUAGUGAAACUGUCAGAUAUUCAAUAAAAUAUAUCAAAGCCAAUUAAGUGUCAAAACUGUAGCUCUUUGGAUAUUGUCUUGCACAAUUAGCAUUCAUUAUCGUGUUUUCGUUAUUGUUAAUAUCAAUGUGAGUGUGUCAUCUUCAAUGCUUUUAGUUGUUAUCGUCCACACCCUUUUGUUUUCAUCAAAUAGAAUAAUAUAUGAAAAUGUUUUAAUUACCCUUAGCUUUUUUCUAGCUGCAAAUAACUGUGGCAGCAUAGUGCGGUGUGUCACAUGAUGCUAUGUCAAGCUACUGUUUUUAGUUUCUACUUUACUUUGACGAGCAUGUCGUAAACAGAUCACGGGUAAAUGUUUAAAUGAAAUAGUUGAUUUUGUUCCUAUGCAAACCAAUUAUUUAUUGUUGAUGGAGCCUCCAUAAACUACACGAAAGCUGUAGGUCAGUAUUCCAGCGGGCCAGAUCAGACAGCUAUGGAAGUACAGUGUCUUAUCCAUGAAAAUUAAUCCCCCACGAAUAAUAAUGAACUGAGUCAUCUUGGGUCAAAAAAUAAGUCACUAGGUCCAUGAUUUCAAGUGGCCCAAAAUUUUCAAAAAGAAAAAUACCCUACUUUUUUCACUGAAUUCCAAAAUUUUAAUUUUUUAUUACACAUUAACUUGUUAACUGACCUAAAAUGUUAAUAAAUUUACCAAUCAUUAUCUAGUUUUUUUUUUUGUUUGAAAUGCAUGUAGUUAACUGCCUUCAACUGAUAAAGGUGUGUUAUUCAGCUCAUUGGACUAUUAAACAUUGCAUAUACUGUGACUUCAAAAUAUGUAUGUGCUGCUUUAUUCGUAAGCUAACAGAAAUAUUAAGGAUAUUUUCUAUGUAGCAUUAGCUAGUGGUGCUUUAGCAGUGUCCCUUAAAUUGGUUUAAACAUUGAACAUGGGCUAAUGCUUAUUAACCUUUAGCAUGCUAGAUAAAUGGUCGUCUGCUGGAAAUGUCGUCUGCUAAAAUUGUAAAGUUCAUUCAAUUUGCUCCAAAAUUGGAAGAAAUAUUGUCAGAGUAGCAAACAGCUUGGAACCUGAUCAGACGCCGAUUUAAUCGGCGUCUGAUCUGGUUCCAAGCUGUUUGCAAAGGCUAUUAAAUUCGCCUGCAGCAGGCUAAGGGUUAAAACAGGGUUCCUUGGGUCAAAGUUAGGACCACCACAGAAGUAGGUUUUGUACUUAUAGAUACAUAAAGGGAGACUUGAAAUGAUCACUAUCUACAGAAAGACUUUGCCAUGAGGUAUUUUCAUGAAACAUUGGGGUCUUGUACCCUAUUCUUGAGACCACAGAAAUUUUUGAUUUACAUAGAGCGUUAUAUGGAAAAUAUAACAGAGGGAGUUUACUAACAUUUAAAAGCUUUUUAGCUCACCUGAGCCAGAGGCUCUGAGUGAGCUAUUGUGAUCGCUCGCCGUCUGUCCGUCCAGCAUCCAUCCACACUUUCUUCUUAAACAACAUCUCCUCCUAAACCACCAAGUCAGUUUUGAUGAAACUUCAUAGGGAUGAUCCUUGGAUGGCCUUCUUAAAAAUUGUUCAAAGAAUUGAAUUCCGUACAGAACUCUGGUUGCCAUGGCAACCGAAAGGAAAAACUUUUAAAAAACUGUCCAAAACCACAAGGCCUAGGGCUUUGAUAUUUGGUAUGUAGCAUCAUCUGGUGGGUCUCUACCAAGAUUGUUCAAAAUAUUCCCCUAAGGUCAAAUAUGGCCGUGCCCCGGGGGUCACAUGAUUUAUAUAGACUUAUAUAGAAAAAAACUGAAAAUUUUAUUGUCCAAAACCAUAAGGCCUAGGGCUUUGAUAUUAGUAUGUAGCAUCAUCUAGUGGGCCUCUACAAAGAUUGUUCAAAUUAUUAUCCUAAGAUAUAAUAUGGCACCACCCUGGGGGUCACAUUGAUUUAUAUAGGGAAAAUCUUUAAAAAUCUUCUGGUUAAAAACAAAAGGGCCUACGGCUUUGAUAUUUGGUAUGUAGCAUCAUAUAGUGGGCCUCUACCAAGAUUGUUCAAAUGAUCCCCCUAGGAUGAAAUAUGGCCCCGCCUAGUAGGGUCACACGGUUUAUAUAGACUUGUAUAGGGAAAAAAAAAAUCUUCUUGUCUGAAACCACAAGACCUAGGCUUUUGAUAUCUGGUAUGUAGCAUUGCCUUGUGGUCCUCUACCAAGAUCGUUCAAAUUAUGCCCCUGGGGUGAAAGAGGCCCUGCUCUGGGGGUCCCAAGUUUUACAUAGACUAAUAUAGGAAAAAACUUUAAAAAUCUUCUUGUCUGAAAGUUCAAGGCCUAUGCCUUUGAUAUUUUGUAUGUAUCAUUACCUAGUUGAUCUCUAACAAAAUUGUUCAAAUUAUGCCUCCGAGGUGAAAAGAGGCCCCGCCCCAGGGGUCACUUGAUAUAUGAGUUAUAUAGAAAAAAAUACUUCAAAGAUUAUCAGAUCAUAUUUUCUAGGCUGUUUAAUUAUAUUUACCUGAUGACCCCAAGUGAUAAGGGUCACCCGACUGUGACCUUGACCUACUGACCUACUUUCUAUUUUGUAAGAUACAGCUUUGAAGUUUGGAUGACAUGUACAGUUUUGCACACUGAUCUUAAAACUGACUUUCAGUGACCAUGAAUUUGACCUACUGACCUACUUUCUUGUUUCUUAAGAUACAGCCUUGAAAUUUGGAUAACAUGUAUAGUUUUGUACAGUAAUCCUAAAACUGACUUUCAGUGACCAUGAAUAUGACCUACUGACCUACUCUUUUGUUUUUGAAGCUUUAACAAAGACAUUUGUUCAGGCAAGCAAUUUAACUCAGGUGAGCGAUAUAGGGCCAUCAUGGCCCUCUUGUUUAGAAAGUAUUCUGUCUUAAACAAAGUUUUACUCAAACCAUGUCCUGUCUGUCAAAAUUUGAAACGAAGUUAUACAUGAAUACUUGAAAAUAAUUUUGAAGGUUUUCAGCAGUAUCGUAACCUUUCAGAAACAGUGUAGGCCUAUCAGGUUCUCCAAUUAGAUUUUAUUAUCCUUAGACUUGCUUGAAAGAAAAAAGUAUUUUAGCCCUAAAUUCUGAGGAAGUUAGUCAGGCUUAAUUUUUGACAACUUGAGGGCCUGUAGGUCAAAUUAUAGAAAAACCGGGUUCAUCCUGUCCAAAUCUUGUACUAAUCUGUAUGAAACCUGAUCAAAAUGGUUGUCUUUAUGAAAGUCAAGUUUGAAACUGUUACAUGUGUUCAGAAACUAGGUUGCUUGGUCCAGUCAUAGGAAUACUUUGAUCACAAUCCAGUUUGUCUUUUUGCUGUCUAGGAAAAUUGAAAAUUGGGUCAUCUUCUAACAAAAUCUAGGUCACUACAUCAGAUCAUAAGGAAAUCUUGUUAACAAUACAUUACCUGAUCAAUAUUAAAUCUGGUUAGAAUGUAUGUCUUUCUAAAAUCUAUUUCAGUUAUGAAACCGGGCCAUCCUGGUUUAUAAACUAGGUCACAAUGUCAGUUUUGAGAAAAAAAAAAUAUGAUUAGCAAUUUAGUACUCUAGAAUUUAUGUUUUUGACUGGGUUUUCAUGAAACUUUCCUUGUCCAUGUACUGAGGUGAGCGAAUUAAAAUCAUCAUAGUUCUCUUGUUCUAAUUAUCUCCUUAACUGUUGAAAGGAAGCAUUAUACAUUAGUAUCAUUCUAAAUUGUACAAUUUAAAAGAUAAAAAUAAGAUCUAUAUGCUAUAUAAUUGGCAGGAUUGUUCUGGUUUCAAUAUUAUGGGAACUAUGUUGCUGCUUGGUGAUACCAAACUAUACCUUUACUUAUUGUAUGAUUUUGAAAAAUUCUUAUAUAUGCUACAUAAGGCUAUUUAAAUCAUUUGCAGGUUAAACCAUUGAAUCAAACCCACAAGGAAUGAAGUUGAGCUGUUUAAAAACCACUUUGAAUGUGUUGCAAAAAGCUUAAAAAACAUGCCUGCUAGACUUAUUUACUUACCAACAUAGCCAAGUUUUAAUGGAUAAAUCUAGUAAAAUCUAUGCAAACUAAUGCAAUAAACAUGGUAUUUAAGGAAUUUGCAUCAAGAGGAAAUUAAAGUCAGUUGAAUUGUUGAUAGCAGUUUAUGGGGGGAUUAUCUGGGUCAGUGUGUGACUCAUUGACCUAAAAUGCCAUUUUAUAGCUUGAAUUGUUUGUUUUGGAAGGAACUGUAUAGUUUGUUUAAAUUUUAUAAUUAAAAUUACUGUGUAAAUGCAGUCAAACUAAGCAUAAAAUUGAAUUACCAGAUCUAUUGUUUAUUACAUCUUUCUUCAGUGUUCUAUAGUGAAAUUAACUGGAGACCCCUACCAUUCAUAAUCUUUACCCUGCUAUAUUUCUAAAAUGGACUGGUCCAACAUUUAGUUUUGGCGGUACCAUUUAUUAUUCAAAGGGGUGUUCACUGACUGAAUAGCGAACAGUGCAGACCAAAGGCAAAGGCAGAAUCACUUUCUGCCAGCAUGCAUGUGUGUAAAGUAUAUGUAGAAAUCUGAAAUGGUGUUGUAUUUUAUCAGAAACUAUGCUAAACCUUUAAUAAGGUAUUUUGAAACUGUGUAUUUUAAUAGUUUCUCACUUUAUUCAUGUUUUGUUAAACACUUGUUUGUAAGCUGGAUUAUGGGGAAAUAUACACAAUCUUUGCAAUGCUUAUUUUAGGUGUAUUUCUAUUUCUAUUCUGGAGGAGGAGUGUAAUAACCAAUUAUGCCUAAAAUGUGACCUUUGAUUAAUUUCAGUUUAUUAUGUGAUUUAUCAUUGAUUAUUUAUGUUGAGUUUUAAAUGUACAAAAUAUUAAAAUAAUUGAAACAGAA